GAAUGGUACUGCUCACCCACGUACUUUUCAACACUACACGGAACGCCAUCUUUUUUUCCUCGCAAACAUUUUUUUCUUCUCCUGCUUUGUGGGUGUGUUCUUUGGAAUAACACGGAAAAAUCGCUCAGAAUACCAUCAAAACAAAGAGAAAAUUCUAACUUGAGCAAGCCCAGUGGUAAACCGAAUACCACUAAUCAGUUACAGAGCCCGAGAAGCAGCAGCUUCACCCACAUACAUAUUCAUACAUAAUGCCACGCUACCGCGAAUGGGAUUUGGCCUGCAAAGUUUACGUGGGCAAUCUAGGAUCCUCGGCCUCCAAAUACGAGAUCGAGAACGCCUUCAGCAAAUACGGACCCUUGCGCAACGUCUGGGUGGCCCGCAAUCCGCCCGGUUUCGCCUUCGUCGAGUUCGAGGAUCGUCGCGACGCUGAGGAUGCGACCCGUGGCCUAGACGGCACCCGCUGCUGUGGCACCCGCAUCCGUGUGGAGAUGUCUUCGGGCCGAUCACGGGAGGGUCGUGGCGGUGGCGGAGGAGGCGGCGGCGGUGGAGGAGGCGGUUCCGGCGGCGGGGGCCGCGGUGGUGGCAGUGGUGCCCGUGCUGGAGGCGGUGGAAGGGCUGGCGAUGGCGGCGGUCGCUAUAGGAUAAAGUCUUCUUCUUCUACUACAACAAGCACAACAAGAACUACUACAACAACAACAUCAAUAAUAAUAAUAAUAAUUAAAAGAACAACAAAGAAAAAAGAAAAAACAACAACAGCUACUACUACUAGAACUUCUACUACUCCUCUUCCUUCAACAACAACAACCAAAAGAACAACAACAACAGCUACUACAAGAACAACUAGUACAACAGCAGAUCCUGCUCCUCCUAUUACACACAUUUCACCAACAACAACAACAACAGCCACCACACCACCACCAUGCAAUAACAAUUUGUUGUGCGGCCCCUGCCAGAAAUUCAACAAAUUCGAUAUAUUCCGCUGACCACAAAACCAAUAACCACAACCAAACCGAACGACCGCAACACUACACCCCCUCCACCACCUCUUCAGCUCGACCCUGGCCAAGAAAAAACUGAAAAAAUGAAUCAUCAGCAACGAUCCGGCUCCGCAGCUUCAAGAAUAAUGCACCCAAAACCAGACCGAACCACUCACAGUCACCUAACUAUACAUUCCACUAUGGGGCACACGACUAACUAAUUAGAACUAUAGAAAAUAUCAAUCUAUGCCCAUUUCAAAAAGGAUUUAGCUGUUAAAAGUUGGUCUUUUUUCUUUGUGCAAUUAGCGAAUAUUGUGUUGGAAUAAAAAUAGGAUUUAGCAAACUAAGAUGAUCGUUUGCCCCAGAGUGCAUUCCACAUUUCCACAUCAUUUAUAGUCUGUUAGUUGGCAACAUCUUCAGGCUAUACAACAGACACUCACGAACACACUUACACAAACUGCCAUUAACCACACUAAUCACCAAGAACCAGAGCGAAUCGGUCGUCGGCGGCAACAGAGCAACUUCAUCAAGAAUCCAACUCCAAAAUGUAUCUAUUGCAUAUUUAUAUAUAUACACACUCACCAGUCCAGCAACGCUUCAAAAAGUCAACUUCCUACGUCUCCAAGUUGUGCGGUUGUCUUCAGCCUGCUCCUACGUCCCCAACAAACCACCCACCACCUCAUCAUCCGUCAUCUUUAGCGCAGCUACAGCAUCAGCAACAAGCUACAGCUACAAAGACCAACUGCAACAACAGCUUCUACUUCUACUACUACUACUACUACUACAACAACAUCUGGCAGCCAGUCAGCAAAAAGAUCUCUAGGCUGAAAAGCCUUCUGUAGAUCUUUUGUUGAUUCCACCACUCAGUAGUUGCACCUUUCCCUUGCAAUCAAACCAGAUUGAGGCUGCUUCACGCUAAUUCCUUCAAUCGCAGCAAGUAUGAAACCUUUGGCCGCCACCAACAACACUGUCCCUCGAACCGAAACGAAAACAUAACGCCUCCAACAAAAUCCGUUUGUUAUAAUUGUAAUUAUGGUUUUUGAUAAUGUUUUUUUUAUCUUUUGUUCUUGUAUCCUAACAUCUACUGAGAUAAUGUUGUUCGCGCUAACUGUCUGCUCUCUGUGUAUAUAUAUUGUGUAAAUGUGUUUAUGCAUUGAUCCGAUCAGCUCGAACUCACAGUCAGACAGUUCACCAACCAAACGACCCCACCACCAAUCGACCAAGCACCAGCAGCAUCAGCAGGGCAAGGCAGGGCAGGGUCUUCUUCAAGCUCGCAUCUCCACAGCGCGGAUGGUAGGAGCAGCACCGCCACCACCACCAAACCACAACCACCACCUGAUCCUCUCUUGCUGCUAACUGAUGCUCCCCUACCAACUGCUUCUUCAUACGACCUACGUUCUUCGGCUGCUGCAACAGAAUAGAAUGAUUCACCAAUAUAUCCACCAACAACACACACCAAAAAAAAAAAAAAAAA
Molecule: messenger RNA, 2451 nt
Organism: Drosophila erecta
Lineage: Eukaryota; Metazoa; Arthropoda; Insecta; Diptera; Drosophilidae
Gene: Rbp1-like
Product: RNA-binding protein 1
Exons: 2
Coding region: 249-983 (244 amino acids)
Biological process (GO): mRNA splicing, via spliceosome
Cellular component (GO): nuclear speck
Molecular function (GO): RNA binding
Source: RefSeq, a predicted model, not a curated record